GAGGCUCUGCUUUGGUAUCUGAGUCCUUCAAGGCAACAUCUUCACGCCCAGGUGGGUCAGGGAUGUGAUAUCGUGCAUGGGCACCCAACUAGGCAUAUGGUUCCCAGUCAGCCUGGCCCUGAGAGGCCCUCAUGGUCCCAUCUCAUCCCAGGCUCUGGGGAGAGAGGCAUGCACGGUACUAACCCUACCGUACCGCACCGUGAUGGCCCUGGGUGCACCCAGGAGGUUUGUGGCCUCCUUCUUGGACUUGGGCCUGGGGUGAGGUUUGGGCUGGAGUGGGAGGGUUUGGGGGAGGGUCAUGGCUUCCCCUUGCCCGAAGUCACAAACUCCUGUUUCAGCAGCUGAGAACAAUUACACGCCCCCUUACAGUCAGUGUGACUCAGAAUGUGGCCUUUAGGUGGAAACGGGAUGUGUGCUCUCCAUGGGGAGGGGUGGUAUUGGGGAGAGGGAGCCCUGGGCUCACAGAGCCCCAACCGCAGGCAACCCGGCCUGAGUGUGGGCAGACCAAGUAUUCACAAACCAGGCUUCCGAAGCUCCUCCCAUACAGACUGAGGCCGGGAUGCGUGCUCCCGGCUGGGCCAGGGGAGAAGACCCCUCCCCACCAGCCCCCCAACUCCAGCCUGGCCUGCCGGUGUUGAGGACCCAGGUCAGAGUACCGAAAGCCUUGGGCCUAGGUCGGGGCUGGGUCCCUCCCAGAAAGGCUCCACCCUCAUCCGGCCCUUAGGCUAGGGGCAAGACUUCCCAGAGCUCCGCCUGGGAGGCGGGACCGGAGGCUCCGUACGGAGGGACCCGGUCGACCUGCUCCACUCGGUCCCGCCAGCACCGCCGCCCAUGGGGAACAACCACUGCGUCCCUCAGGCCCCUAGGAGGCUCCGGGCCUCCUUCUCCAGAAAGCCCUCGCUGAAGGGAAAUAGAGAGGAUGGUGCAAGGAAGCUGGCCGGCCUGCUUGGCACCGAGGCGGGUCCCGACCUGGACGCCACCGCUGACAGGAUCUUCUACUACAUCCCUGGGCCGGACCUCCGGGGCCUGGAGAGCCAGCCCGAAAACCUAGAGCAGCCGUUCCUGAGUGUGUUCAAGAAGGGGCGGCGGAGGGUGCCUGUGAGGGAUCUGGGCAAGGUUGUGCACUACGCCAAGGUCCAGCUACGAUUCCAACACAGCCAGGACAUCAGCGACUGCUAUCUGGAGCUGUUCCCCUCCUACCUCUACUUCCAGGCCCAUGGUUCCAAAGGACUCACCUUCCAGGGGCUGUUACCACUGAUGGAACUGAGUGUCUGCCCGCUUGAGGGGUCCAGAGAGCACGCCUUCCAGAUCACAGGCCCGCUGCCCGCUCCUCUUCAUGUGCUCUGCCCCAGCCAGGCCGAGCUGGGCCACUGGCUGUACCACCUGGAAAAGCAGAUAGCCCUUGUGCGAGGGCCACAGCUCUGCCACUCGGCGCCCCUGCAGGUCAGUGCUGGGGACCCCCAGGACGCUUUCCUCUCCCCUCUGUGCCCACGCUCUCUGCUGCUCCUGACCCCCCUUCACCAGGGCCCCCCCGAGGGUGAGCUGCCCUGGACUCUGCAGCGCAGGCUGAUCCGGCUCCGGGCAGCAUCUGGACAUCGGACGGCGGGCACCGCCGUCUGCGCUUCGAGGGUCAAACUACAGCAUCUGCCCUCGCAGGAGCAAUGGGACCGGCUCCUGGUCCUGUACCCGACAUCCCUGGCUAUCUUCUCCGAAGAGGCAGAGGGGCUUUGUUUUAAGGGGGAGCUGCCCCUCAGUACCGUCCACAUCAACCUGGAGGAGCAGGAGAAGCGGAUCCGUUCUUUCCUGAUCGAAGGCCCGCUCAUCAACACCAUUCGUGUGCUGUGUGCCAGCUAUGAGGACUACAGCCACUGGCUGCUCUGUCUGCAGACCGUCUCGGCCCGGGCUGGAGGCGCCCCGCCGGCUGGCCUCCCGGGGCUGUGGGGGUCCACACAGGUCAUGGGUGGCGGCCGAGGCUCCCUCUCCUCGGACGGACGAACCAGCUGGGACUCGGGGUGCCCCGCGCCCCCCUCCACCCACACCAGCCGCUCUCUCCCUGAGUCGUCAGUGCCGCCCACCACAGGCUGCCCUGCCCAGCCUGUGCCUGACCAGGCCGACCCUGGCCGCACCAGCACCCGCAGGCAGAGGGCCGAGCUGAGACGGAGCAGCUGCAGUCGGUCACCCAGGAGUGAGGCCCGGACCGAGGAGCCCAGCCUGGCCACCUCGCUGUACUUGGACCUGACCAAGCUGAGCAGGCAGAGCCUAGAGGACAACCCUGAGGCCCCAGACCACUCUCUGAAGACCCCACACUCCCCACUCUAUGCCGAUCCCUACACACCACCUGCUACCUCCUAUCACAAGAUCACGGACGUCCAGGGCCUGGAUGAGUUCCUCAGCGCAGCGCAGAGCUCACUUGGACCUGAGUCCUCGAGCCCGUUCCCCUCGGUCCCUGUGUCUGUGCCUGUCUCGGGCCCCAGCUCUGGACUCUCCGGUCCCCACUUGCUCUCCAAGAAGGGAGCCCUGCAGCCCAGAGCCUCUCAGCGGCACCGAGGCUCCGUCAAGGGCCAGGGGCCACUCCCUCCAGACUCCCCACAGCAUGUGAGUGGCAGCACUCACCCCUGCCGGGCCGCCCCUGUGCAGGAAGUCUCGCCGGACCCCCUGCCACCUCCCUCAGGUGGCCACCCCCCCAAGAGCUAUGGCAACUUCCGGGACAAUGCUUCCUCUCCCUCCCACAAGCGGUGGCCCCGAGGAGGACCUGAGCCUGGGGGGGGGCUCGUCCAGUGGAUCUGACGGCUUCUGGGUGGCUGGUUCUCAGGAUCACCUGCCGGCGUGGUGAUCUGCCGUAGGGACUGCAGCACAGCCUGGGCCGUUCUUUGUAGGGCCACAGGCUGACCGGCAUCCGGGCCCCGAACCCCACCCAGUGCUGAGUCCGUGUCUCAUCCCAGCAGGCUGAAGAGAGCUCCCAACCUUCCCCGGGCUCUGGAGGGGCCCGGAGGGGGGCCGGGAGGGGCCGGGAGGGGGGGCCGGCCGGGAGGGGGGCCGCAUCCUGAAGACGUGGCUGGACCCCAGAUCAGAGCAGGCCUCACAGGGGACCCGGCAGCAGCCCUUCCUCCAGGGAAGCAAUGAGGGAGGCCACUUGGCGCAGGCUUUACCUGCCAGUGGGAGGAGCAGCAGGUGUGAAGGUCAGAGGGCUGAGAACGUCAGGUUAGUGAGGGUCAGAGCACUGAGGUCAGAGGGCGUGACGGUAGGAGGUCAGCAAAGUGGAGACACAACCAGCAGAGGUAGAGGGCGUUCUGGGCGGGUGUCAGUGGGCUGGGGCAGGUCAGGAGAAACCAACAAGAGACUAAAUAAGAAAGAAAGAGAAG
This is a messenger RNA of Neogale vison (American mink), 3362 nucleotides long. RefSeq names its product pleckstrin homology domain containing N1 (gene PLEKHN1). Gene Ontology annotation, cellular component: mitochondrial membrane; cytoskeleton. Gene Ontology annotation, molecular function: phosphatidic acid binding; phosphatidylserine binding; phosphatidylinositol phosphate binding. The transcript has 15 exons. Bases 832 to 2787 code for a protein of 651 amino acids. The record is from RefSeq and is a predicted model, not a curated record. Lineage: Eukaryota; Metazoa; Chordata; Mammalia; Carnivora; Mustelidae. Gene Ontology annotation, biological process: positive regulation of apoptotic process; response to hypoxia; 3'-UTR-mediated mRNA destabilization.